AUGAACGACAAUCAAUCAUAUCAUAUGAAAAGAUCUUUUAAGUAUAUGUGCUUUUAAAAUUAAGCACAUCAUUUCAACAAUUUAAUAAAUACAAAGCAUUGUAUAGAAAAUAGAAUGAAUUCAAAGUCUCCUGUAUUUAAAAAAAUAUCUCCAAGUAAGUAAGUAGGAUCCACUUACAAAAUGAAUCAAAAGAGAAGAAAAGAAGUAGAUAGGACUAUUAAUAUUGAAAAUUAAAAGCUUCUUAAAAAGCUUUAAGAAAUAAUGGAACCUAAAGUAAAUAGCAGAGGCAAACAUUCUAAUUAAGAUGGUUUAAUAUAUGCUAGGCUUUCUUCAGCCCAAAAUGGGCCAAGAUCUAACAGUAAAAACUCUAAUUUAAAUUAAUUAAGUGCUUUAAAUAACUCUUAAAUAAUUAAUGGCGGAAUAACAGUUGGCUCUUAUAAUCAAAAAUCUUAAUCUCCUUCUUCAACACUAAGAAAUACUGGAUCUACAAUUAACAACUUUACUCACUCUGUUAUGAUUACUCAGAAUUAAAAUACGUUUUAUAAUGGAACAACAAAUUACAACUCUACUAAUUCUAACUUUAAAAAUACGACUAAUAAUACUUGUAAUAUCAAUCCAAGUUAUGAUCAUAGCAAAAGCAAAAUAUUAAACUAAACAGCGAAUAAUUUUAAUACAUCAUACAAAAGACAAAGUGAGUUAAAUACUAUCGAAAGAGAAAAUAUUAAAAUAGCUAAAAAAAUAACAGAAUGCAAGCCUGCUGUCGGUACUAUGGACGAAUGGAAUUAACAUUAUCUUAAAUUCAAACAGAAUUCAACUAUAAGAAGAGUCAUAACAACUACAGGUUGUAAUUCUGCAUAUGAAUCAUAAUCUUAUUUACCUCAACCAAGUAACUUUAGCCCUGCAGUUACUAAUUAAAAAAACGCAAAACCAUAUAUUUAUAUCCCAAAUAUUUAAAAUAUGCAAGCAUAGUAUUAAGAAUUUAUCAAAAAAAAUAAGCUAUAUUCAAAUGGAAAUCAAAUAGAUUAAUAGAGGAUUUUCAUGUCUCAUUUUAACUCUGUUUCAAGAAAGAGAUAAAGAAAUAUAUCUGCACACACAGGAUCUGUAAAUGGUUAAAUAACUACCAUAGAAGGAAUGAGUCAGAAAGACCUGCAGUCCCCUAAUCUUAACGGUAUAUAUGUCUCACAGUCCUAAAUAUGCACAUAAUAAAAUGGAUUUACAAAUUUAAAUAGCUCUCAAUUAAGGUAAAGAAGCAAUUUACAGAGUAAAAAAAGUAGCGAAGAUUUAAUGCCAAACAAAAUCAAUAAUUACAGAAGAAGCCUAACAACUUAUCAAGGAGAUUAAAGAGUACAUUAUAGCAAAAAAGAAAAUGAAGCUAAUCAAGAUAAUGUUUAAAAUGACAAUUAGCAAGAUUUAAAAAUUGGAUUCAACACGAAGAAUUGUUAAUUUUCUGACAAUAAAUAAAAUAUUGAAUUGAUUGAUUUUGAGCAGAUGCAAAAUGAUAAUCAAAAUAUAAAAAAAUAAAAUAACGGAUAUGCAUUUAAUGAUUAAGCUAACUCUUCUUCCUAUAAGUAUUUCAGCUAAUAAAAAGUUUAGAGUCAAGGAAAGUAUAAAAACAGAACAAAGUAUAUGGAAAGAAGUUUAAUUGAUCCAAGAAGCAUUGAAUUUGAAAAACUAAAAAAUUCUUAAUUUGACUUUAGGAGUAAUAAAUAUAAAAGUAAUUAAUGGCAGUCUAAUAAUAUAUAUAAAAAUAACUUUAUGUAGCAAAGUCAACCAUUUUAAGCAAAAAAUAAAAGAAUUUUAAGUGAACUUGGAUUCUCAGAUGAAGAGAAUGGAAACGAAAAUAAUAAAUAGAAAUAAGAAGAUGAAAUUUCAGGAUUAAUUAACAUAAAUAUGCUUAAUUAAUUUUAGAAUGAUGAUAAAUCUAACAUUGAAAACUCAGAUAAUUUUGAUGAAAAAAUUAAAUAAAUUUAAGAAAAAUAUAUUCAGUUAGAUUCUUAAAAAGAAAAUAACAUUUUAAACUAACAAAAUACUUCAUAAACUAUUAUAAAAAAUGAUGAAUAUAAAUCUGAAAUUUUACCUCUAAGGAACUCACAAGACUAAAAAAACUUUUAACUUUAUCAUAUAACUUAAAAAGCUGAAUAAUAGAUAUAAACUGAUAAAGAAAACAAAGAAAGUGCUAUUUGA
Messenger RNA from Tetrahymena thermophila SB210, 2184 nucleotides. RefSeq lists its product as hypothetical. The transcript has a single exon. NCBI's taxonomy places the organism in Eukaryota, Ciliophora, Oligohymenophorea, Hymenostomatida, Tetrahymenidae. The record is from RefSeq and is a predicted model, not a curated record.